Molecule: messenger RNA, 1215 nt
Organism: Micromonas pusilla CCMP1545
Lineage: Eukaryota; Viridiplantae; Chlorophyta; Mamiellophyceae; Mamiellales; Mamiellaceae
Exons: 1
Coding region: 1-1215 (404 amino acids)
Biological process (GO): de-etiolation; regulation of stomatal closure; cellular response to calcium ion
Source: RefSeq, a predicted model, not a curated record
AUGGAUUUCGCGCGCGAAUCUGAUUCGUCUUCAGUUGCCAAGUGGCAGCAUCGCAGGAAUCGAACCGCCGUGACGCGCGUCGCGCCACAUCUCGCGCGCCCUCGCCUCACCCAGCGCGUGCUCAUCACAGUCGCGACGAUGCUCGCGACGACGACGCGCGCGUCCACCGCGCGCCCCGCGCGCGCGUCCAACCGCGCGUCCAAGCGCGUCGCCUCGAAGGCAUCAUCGACGGUCGCCGCGAUCGACGGCAAAAAAGCCGCGAUCGUCGUCGGCGUCCCCGCGGGACUCGUCGCAUUCGCCCCAAUCCCCGCCGCGCUCGCGGCGGCGGACAAGGACGCGAUCGAAUCGUUCGUCUCCUCCGUCGACGACAGCGUGAACGCGGUGGUCGGCGUCUUCGCUCGAGCCUCGGACGCGGCGACCACGGCGAGAGACGCGCUCUCGCCCGCGAUCGACCGACUCGCGCCGCUCGUCGAGGAGGCGGUCAAGGACGCGACGCCGUUCGUCUCGAGCGCGACCGAGGAGGUGUCCAAGGCGACCAAGCAGGCCGCGCCGCUCGUGAAGAAGAACGUCGACCUCGUGGAGAAGUCCAUCGGCGGCGGCGUCGACAGCGCGCUCAGGGCGGCGUCGUCGAGCGCGAAGAGCGCGGGCGUCGACGUGGACUUCUCCUCUGCCGCGCGCGGCGUCUCGAGCGCCGUCGAACGAGUCGUCCCCGCGUUCGCGGACGCGCUCGACACCACGCUCGACGCGGCGAGAGCCCUCGACGGCGCGACGCUCACCGCGGUCGUCGCGACCGGCGCCGUGCUGUUCGCGACGUCGCCGCUGUGGGUCGGACCGCUCGCGAAGACGGCGCGCGGGUACGCCGGGGACGUCUCCGCCGUCGCCGCGUUCGACGACGUCCGCGAGGGCGCGCUGCUCGUGGACGUGCGCGACGGCGCGGCGCAGGACAGAGGCGUCCCGGAAGUGCGCGGCGGGAGCGUGGUCGUCGUGGAGACGGAGCAAGUGGGCGCGCGAGGGAAGUUGGAGAUCGACGCGUUGGCGUUGAUCGUCGCGUCGCUGAAAAAGGCGAACAAGGGGAAGAAGAUCAUCGUGAUGGGGCCGAAGGCGGUCCCGGUCGCGAUCGCGCUCUCGUCGCGUGGGUUCGGGAACGUGUUCGUGAUGGAGGGUGGAUUCGAUAAGCGCCGCGGGUGGCUCGAGAGCGGGCUGCCGACGAACUGA